AUGGCUCACGUCCGUCGCGCUGGUCCUGCACGCGCAGCACGUACCACUGAAACCGACGAGAAUGCAGCCCAACAGGUAGCUGCUCCAGCCAAAGCGAAAUCCACCCGUCAACAAUCAACGAGCAGCAAGAACAACAGCAGCAACAGUAGCAGCAACUUACUCAAGCAAGGUGCACGAAGAGCAGCAUUGUCGGAUGUCUCUAAUCGUGUACCCGUUGCAGCUAUUGCAGGCCCCACAAAGCCAACCGUCACAACCACCACAUCGAAACUCACACGGCCUGUACGGCGUGAAUGGUCGCAGGCUCCUGUUCCUGCAUUGCAAGAAGCAGCGCCACUUGUGGAAGAGGUAGAGUUGACUGUGUCGGAUGAGGAAGAUGCAGAGACUGGUUCGGAGGUGGAUCAUUCGGAAGGCAUGCAGAUUGAUGUCGAUGAUGCCGUACCCGCUUGGGGAAGAGCCGCUCAGCGUGAUGCCAAUGCUGUGGACCAUGAUAUCAAAUUGGGUGAGCCAGUCCUGAGGCCUCGCUUCUUCAAAGAGGAUCUAGCAGUCAUGAAUGAGGUGGUACACACAUUUGUGGAUGAGUGGGAAGAGUGGAGCGACAUCUCCAUGGUGCAAGAGUACGCAGAAGACAUCUUUCCCUACCUCAACAAGCUCGAGCGACGCUUGACGCCAAACGUCAACUACAUGGCAAAUCAAACAGAGCUCGAGUGGAAAAUGCGCGGUAUACUCAUUGACUGGCUCGUGCAAGUCCAUGCGCGUUUCCACCUCUUGCCAGAAACGCUCUUCCUCACCAUCAAUUACAUUGAUCGCUUCCUCUCCGCCAAGACAGUCUCCCUACAAAAACUACAGCUCGUCGGUGCAACGGCCUUGUUUGUUGCUUCCAAGUAUGAAGAGAUUCAGUGUCCGAGCGUCUCUGAAGUCAUUUACAUGGUUGACAAUGGCUACACGAAUGAAGAGUUGCUCAUGGCUGAACGCUUCAUGAUUGGUAUGCUCAACUUUGAACUUGGCUGGCCUGGCCCUAUGAGUUUCCUACGACGCAUCUCCAAGGCAGAUGACUAUGAUAUCGAUACGCGGACCAUUGCCAAGUACCUGCUGGAAACGAUGCUCAUGAGCGAAUUGUUUAUUGCGACACCACCGAGCUUUGCUGCUGCCAUUGCCAACUACCUGGCACGCUCAGUGCUCGGUCGUAGUGAAGUCUGGACGGACGCACACAUCUACUUCUCAAGCUAUACCGAACCUCAGAUUGUGCCGGCGGUGAAUGUCUUGAUACACGAAUGUCUCAGGGAUGGACGAACACGACACGGCGCAAUCUUUGAAAAGUAUGCUGAUAAGAAGCACAAGAAGGUGUCACUCUUUGUUGAGCAAUGGCUUAGCACACGCCCACUACACUGA
Messenger RNA from Protomyces lactucae-debilis, 1389 nucleotides. Its product is annotated as cyclin-like protein. The record is from RefSeq and is a predicted model, not a curated record. The coding region runs from base 1 to 1389 and encodes 462 amino acids. Gene Ontology annotation, biological process: regulation of cyclin-dependent protein serine/threonine kinase activity; mitotic cell cycle phase transition. Gene Ontology annotation, cellular component: cytoplasm; cyclin-dependent protein kinase holoenzyme complex; centrosome. The transcript is spliced from 3 exons. Gene Ontology annotation, molecular function: cyclin-dependent protein serine/threonine kinase regulator activity. NCBI's taxonomy places the organism in Eukaryota, Fungi, Ascomycota, Taphrinomycetes, Taphrinales, Protomycetaceae.